AUGAGGUUCGUGCUUUUUUUGCAAUUUAUGAACAACAUUUUUCUCUUUGAAAUUAUGCGAUUUCUUCUUUUUCUGCAACUUUUAAAAAUGCAAAAAUCGAAUUGCUACAGUACCAAACUUAUCAGAUACAAUAUUAUCGUGUUUAUCAUUUUGUUUUUUGCCUAUAAUUGUUUGACAUACAAAAAAGAAGAUUUAUUGGCAAACCCAUAUCCGCCAGCUGUUAUCAAUUUCAACACAUCUUCUAGAUAUUUAUCUAGCAAUUUGGCUUCAGUUUGUCAGCUAGGAAACAACAUUUUUGAACUUGCAAGUCUCUAUGGCUUAUCAAAAUAUUUAAAUAGAACUCCGGUAUUUUUCAUAGAAAAUGGGUACCAUGAGAGGAUGCUGAACAAGAUGAGAAGUAUAAUGCCGGGGUUGAUGGAAAAGUUUGUGAUUAUUAAUGGAAGUGUACCACUAUCAAUCAACUAUACCAAAUUUCAAAGAGUAUGCUGUGUUCAUGAAGAUCCUUGGAAUCUGAAACGUAGUAGCGACAAGUAUUUGCAUCUCUCUGGAAUAUUUUAUCAGAGCUGGAAAUAUUUUCCCAAAGUGAAAAACGAAUUAGCCAGUUUUCUAAACAAUUCUUCUCAAAACUUUGGAAAUUUGCCAAUUUCUACUAACAAAACACACAUAACUUGUAUACAUACUCGGAGAGGCGAUUUCCUUGGAUAUGGCUAUCAUGCCACUGAUUCAAAAUUUCUGAAAAAUUCAGUAAAAUUUCUCAAAGAAAAUGACAAAAAUAGUAAGAAAAAUCGAAAAAUAGUGUUAUUUGGCGACGAUUUGAAAUUUCUAAAAAAUAAGUUCAAUACUGCGAUAGUUUCGACAGAUGGUCCUGAAGAUGGAGAAUAUUUUAUUUCUCAAAAUUCAGCACUGGAUGAUCUACUCUACUCAAAGUACAAUUGUGAUACGGUUUUGAUAACAGCUCCCCACUCUACAUUUGGAUGGUGGAUUGGGUAUUUUUCAAAAGGAGACACUGUUUACUAUAUGGACAUAAAAUAUUCUCGAGAUCAUAUUUAUGAUGCUGGAAAACUCGUUGAAAAUGACUUCUACCCAACCCACUGGACGCCGCUGAAGUUUGCGAGCUCUGAUAAUUUUACAGUUGUAGAAAGUUUAAGAUCGAAUUAA
This is a messenger RNA of Caenorhabditis elegans, 1158 nucleotides long. RefSeq names its product L-Fucosyltransferase (gene F31F4.17). The record is from RefSeq and is marked reviewed. Bases 1 to 1158 code for a protein of 385 amino acids. Lineage: Eukaryota; Metazoa; Nematoda; Chromadorea; Rhabditida; Rhabditidae. Gene Ontology annotation, molecular function: galactoside 2-alpha-L-fucosyltransferase activity. Gene Ontology annotation, biological process: carbohydrate metabolic process. The transcript is spliced from 9 exons. Gene Ontology annotation, cellular component: membrane.